This is a messenger RNA of Spodoptera exigua (beet armyworm), 1434 nucleotides long. The record is from the annotation of a GenBank genome assembly. NCBI's taxonomy places the organism in Eukaryota, Metazoa, Arthropoda, Insecta, Lepidoptera, Noctuidae.
GGUUAAUGCAUAAUAAUUUAAACUCAACCGAUUUUACACAAAUGAAACAUGAGUUGAACAAUGAUGCAGUCAAUAUACUUACACAUUUCAUUUCUGACGCAAGUAUUUUAUAUUCAAUCAGUGCCAAGUGCAGCAGAAACUGUAAUAUCUGUCAAUGUCAGUAACAAGUGAGGUUAGAAUUUGGUUUGGUUCCUGUUGGGAGACCUGUUGUUUACUGAAUAAUUAUUUACUAUUUAAAAUACUUAAAAUAUGGCGAGCCACGUAAAAAUACGUUUAGCUUCAGAAAGAGUGAAUCACUCCGUACCUACGAACAGAGAACUACCUCGAUUCUAUACACCCGGUGAAGUAGUAACAGGCAUGGAGGAUUUUAUGCGUGGACAUGGUACUUACGCAUCAGACGACUGUUUAAAAGCUUCCGUAGCGGGAGUAAUGCAAAAGGUAAACAAAUUGAUAUGUGUCCGACCUUUGAAGAAUCGGUACGUCGGUGAAAUUGGAGAUGUGGUAGUGGGACGAGUUCUUGAAGUACAGCAGCGGAGAUGGAAAGUUGAAACUAAUUCCCGUUUGGACUCAGUGCUACAGUUGUCAUCUGUAAAUCUACCUGGAGGAGAGUUGAGACGCAGAUCAGCUGAAGAUGAGCAGAUGAUGAGGAAACAUUUACAGGAGGGUGACCUCAUCAGUGCAGAAGUACAGAGCGUGUUCUCAGAUGGCUCACUGUCAUUACACACCAGAAGUUUGAAAUAUGGCAAGCUUUCACAGGGUAUAUUAAUGAAAGUGUUCCCUUCACUAAUCAAACGCAGAAAGAACCACUUUCACAACCUGCCAUGUGGUAUAUCUGUAAUCAUUGGCAACAAUGGCUUUAUCUGGAUCAGUCCGCCAGAACAAAAUAACUUGGUGGAAGAAGAGAAAGAUGAAAUUGUUAAUGUUGAAGUGCAGUGUAUUAGCAGAUCAGAUAGAGAAACAAUGGCAAGAGUGCGGAACUGUAUUGCAGCUUUAGUUGCUUCCAAAAUGUUGCUAGAUGAUACAAGCAUUAUGUUUGCGUAUGAAGAGAGCCUUAAGUAUGACAAUGUUAAAGAACUACUAGACCCUGAAGCUAUGCUCGAUGUUGCAUUCCUAACACAACAUAGAAUAAAUAAUGUUAUGGAGGAGUGAACAUUUUAUGUUUCAUUUGAAUUUCAUUUAAGAUAGGUACUUGAAGAAGUGUGUAAGGAAGGAUUAAUGUGGGUAUACAGUAAAUAUAUAUGUUGGUGUGGUUGUCUUUUGAGCAUGUGACAAUGAAGAGCAGUUGGAAAUUCACUAAGCGAAUUUAUGCAUUCAAUGAAGCGUGUGGUGAGUGCGCAUUUUUUACGGCAUUUACAGUCUUAUCUCGAUGUUAUUUUGUUUCAUUUUACCAAAUACAAUCUUUAUUCUGAAACAUUUUACGUAUCACGAAUUGGU